UUUAGCUUGGAUUGUAUUAAGUGAUAUUGAUAGAGCGGAACAGAGAUCCCGAAAUGAAAUUCCUACUACUGAUUGCUCUUCUUGUGGUUGCUGCUUCGGCGACGGACAACAAUGACCCGAUUUCCCAGGAAUCCAAUGUGGAGUUCAAUGGCAAAUACCAUUACCAUUAUGAGCUCAAAGAUGGCUCCAAGGCCACUCAGGAUGGUGUUUUGAAGUCGGUGAAUGCCGAACACAACGGCGAAGCGGUUCAUGGCAAAUACUCCUUCGUGGGCGACGAUGGCCAGACUUAUGUGGUGUCCUACACGGCCGACGAGAAUGGAUACCGGGCGGUGGGAGACCACCUGCCCACUCCACCACCCACUCCCGAGUCCGUCCUGAAGGCUCUGGAAUACAUCCGGCUGCAUCCCUACACAACUCCCGAGAAGAAGCACUAAACAUCCUAAUAGAACUGAGCCAAAAUGUGAUUGGAACCAAAAGAACUGA
Molecule: messenger RNA, 483 nt
Organism: Drosophila rhopaloa
Lineage: Eukaryota; Metazoa; Arthropoda; Insecta; Diptera; Drosophilidae
Gene: Cpr49Af
Product: endocuticle structural glycoprotein SgAbd-3
Exons: 2
Coding region: 54-434 (126 amino acids)
Cellular component (GO): chitin-based extracellular matrix
Molecular function (GO): structural constituent of chitin-based larval cuticle
Source: RefSeq, a predicted model, not a curated record